Molecule: messenger RNA, 3849 nt
Organism: Sinocyclocheilus grahami
Lineage: Eukaryota; Metazoa; Chordata; Actinopteri; Cypriniformes; Cyprinidae
Product: fibrillin-1-like
Exons: 25
Coding region: 1-3849 (1282 amino acids)
Molecular function (GO): calcium ion binding
Source: RefSeq, a predicted model, not a curated record
AUGAUUUGCUUGGACCGCCAGCUUCACAGGUGUGGUUGUGAUGACAUUGACGAGUGCUCUCAGAUCCCGGGCCUGUGCAGUGCAGGUCAGUGCUCCAACACCAUCGGCAGCUACUUCUGCAGGUGUCCGGUGGGCUUCGACACGGCGCUGGACGGCUCGCGCUGCAUCGAUGCUCAGACGGGGUUCUGCUACGCUAGCAUCGUGAACGGACGCUGUGCUAACCCGCUGCCACAGCGCAUGUCCAAGAGUCAGUGCUGCUGCGAGAACCGAGGAUGCUGGUCCGGAUCCACCGUCCCAGAGAUGUGUCCCAUCCGCGGAACAGAGGAGUAUCAGAGACUCUGUCUGUAUAGUUACACGGUUCCUGAUCCAGACCGACCAGAUCUAGGUCAGAUUCCCAUUCUGGUUCCUGGUAUUAUUCCUCGCCCCGGUCCUGGUCCGGAUUUUCCUGAUGUCCCACGAGAUCCCAUACCUGUGAGACCGUACCGUCCCAUACCGCCCACAUCUGUUGACCUUCCCUCAUUCACCAUCAGACCUGUCAUCGUGCCUCAGAACAUCAGCAUCAGCAUCAGGAAACAGGGGUACAACCCUCAAAAGGACACAUUUGUACCUUCUUUACCCCUAAAGGAAGGGUAUGAUGCAAUGGAGGGCACCUCAUUGCUAAAUGAGGAUAUGAUUGAGGAUGAUGAUGGCGCCAGCUCCUCAGCUUAUCAGGAAAUCGAGCGGUUUGAAAGAGAAAACGCUGCACGUAGUCAACACAGCACCAGUUCCACGGUCACGGCUAUCUCCAUUCCUCCUACCUCCUCGCAUGCCUACCGAGUCCCGUGUCCGCCCCCGUCCCAGCCCCCACCGGAUCCACCUGUUCCGCAGGCUAUUCAGGCUUUCAAGGAGUCCGCAAACAUGGUGGCUGCCUUCAACAUGCAGUGGAAGGAGGAGAUAUCGGCGAUGCGCUACGAGCUAGCAGAGCUGCGCAGGGAUGUUUGCGGAGAGCUCAAGACUUUCAACAGCAACUUCUUUAAUUUCACCCAGUGCUAUAACAUGUGGACCAUGUGCCGGGACGCUGCCACUGGCACCAGUUCCAGCACUAGCGAGAGGGUGUCUGUUGGCGUCCAGACCGGCGCUAAUGGUCUGGUGAGACAAAACACUGCAGACGCCUCAGUAAUGUGUCAGCCAGAACCGGCUGCCUUCAACAUUUUCGACCUGAUGGAGCCUCCGCGCAUCGAGAUCACUGAGGGAACUCCUGAAGGAACCACGGCCACCAACAGCCCAACCAGUCCUGCCAGUCCAGAUAGACCCACCACCGGCCCACCGCUGUCCAAGCCGUUGGGACGGUCCAAACUGGACACUUGCAAAAAGAAGAAAAACUGCAGUCGAGCGGACGAUCUGGAUGAGUGCGUGGCCAACGGUCGCAUCUGUAACAACGGCCGCUGCGUCAACACAGAGGGCAGCUUCCACUGCGUGUGCAACGCCGGCUUCGAGAUCUCAGCUGACGGAAGGAACUGCCAAGGCAUCUGUAACAACGGCCGCUGCGUCAACACAGAGGGCAGCUUCCACUGCGUGUGCAACGCCGGCUUCGAGAUCUCAGCUGACGGAAGGAACUGCCAAGACACUGAUGAGUGUUUGAUAAGGAACAUCUGUCUGAACGGCAUGUGCAUCAAUGAAGACAGCAGCUUCAAGUGCAUCUGCAAACCUGGAUACUUGUUAGAGGGCACCGGACGAUUCUGUGUGGAUGUGGACGAGUGUGAGGUUCCCGGCAUGUGUAUGAACGGCCACUGCGUCAACACCGAGGGCUCGUUCCGCUGCGAGUGUAUGCCGGGACUCGCCGUGGGGCUCGACGGACGCGUCUGCGUAGACACACACAUGCGAAGCACGUGUUACGGAGGAUAUAAGCGCGGUCAGUGUGUGCGACCGUUCUUCGGCGCCGUGACCAAAUCCAAGUGCUGCUGCGCCAGUGUGGAGUACGCCUACGGAGAGCCGUGCCAGCCGUGCCCGAUUAACGGCGUGUGUGAGAACAUGCUCCGAACAUACAAGUGUAACUGUAAUCUGGGCUUUGAGGUGGACAUCAGCGGGAAGACCUGCAUCGAUGUGGACGAGUGCAUGAUAAACAGACACCUGUGUGAGAACGGCCUGUGCAGAAACACACCGGGCAGCUUCACCUGCCACUAUAUAAACGAGUGUGCGCUGGAUCCUGAUAUCUGUCAGAACGGCGUGUGUGAGAACAUGCUCCGAACAUACAAGUGUAACUGUAAUCUGGGCUUUGAGGUGGACAUCAGCGGGAAGACCUGCAUCGAUAUAAACGAGUGUGCGCUGGAUCCUGAUAUCUGUCAGAACGGCGUGUGUGAGAACAUGCUCCGAACAUACAAGUGUAACUGUAAUCUGGGCUUUGAGGUGGACAUCAGCGGGAAGACCUGCAUCGAUGUGGACGAGUGCAUGAUAAACAGACACCUGUGUGAGAACGGCCUGUGCAGAAACACACCGGGCAGCUUCACCUGCCACUGUCCGAAGGGCUUCACCUUCCAGCCCGAGACAGAGUUUGCAGACCUGCGCACGGAGCUGUGUUACCUCACACAUAUCGACGAGCGCUGCGGCGCUCCGAUCCCGGGCCGGCACCGUGUGGACGCCUGCUGCUGCUCCGUGGGUGUGGCCUGGGGCCCGGAGUGCGACGAGUGCCCGGAGAAAGGAACGCUGGAAUACACUCAGCUCUGCCCUCGGCCCGGAUUCUCCCACCGCGGAGACUUCAUCAACGGCAAGCCCUUCCUGAAAGAUAUAAACGAGUGUAAGAUGAUCCACAGCUUGUGCACAAACGGCCGCUGCAGGAACACCAUCGGUAGCUUCCGCUGCAGGUGCGACAGCGGCUUCGCUCUGGACUUUGAUGAAAGGAACUGCACAGAUAUCGACGAGUGCCGCAUCUCUCCUGAUCUGUGCGGUCACGGCACGUGUGUGAACACAGCCGGUGAUUUCCGGUGCGAUUGCUUCACUGGAUACGAGAGCGGUUUCAUGAUGAUGAAGAACUGCAUGGACAUCGAUGAGUGCGAGCGCAACCCUUUGCUCUGCAGAGGAGGUGAAUGCAUCAACACCGAGGGCAGCUUCCGCUGCGAGUGUCCAGAGGGCCAUGAGAUCGCUUCUGACGGCUCCGCCUGCCUGGAUAUCAAUGAGUGUGAACUGAGUGACAAGCUGUGCAGGAACGGUCAGUGUGUGAACAUGAUCGGACGCUAUCAGUGCUCCUGCAACACCGGCUACAAAUCCACCGAAGACAGGCUCUCGUGCAUCGAUAUCGAUGAAUGCACCAUUGAGAACGGCGGCUGUGAGACAUUCUGCACCAAUUCAGAGGGAAGUUACGAAUGCAGCUGUCGCCGCGGUUACGCCCUCAUGCCUGACCUCAGGAGCUGCACAGAUAUCGAUGAGUGUGAGGACAGUCCUGACAUCUGUCAUGGCGGUCAGUGCACCAACAUCCCCGGUGAAUUCCAGUGCCUGUGUUUUGAUGGCUACAUGUCGUCUGAGGAUAUGAAAUCAUGUCUGGAUGUGAACGAGUGUGAGCUGAAUCCAAACAUCUGUCUGAGCGGGAAGUGUGAAAACACAAAGGGCUCGUUCAUCUGUCACUGUGACCUCGGCUUCUCCGUCAGGAAAGGGACGACCGGCUGUACAGGUGAGACGCCCUUCACACACAGUGGAGGAAGUGAGGAUGAAACCAUAGAGGAUAGGCGAGUGGGAGAGAGCGAGCGUAGGUUUCGCCGAAAGGUGACCUGCAGAAGAGUUUGUGUUCUGUCCGGAGUCAGUCUGAGGUUUAAAGUAAUGAGGAAGUGGUCUGAGGUGUGCAACGGAGUAACUAAAGUGUUGUCAGUGGAGCAGUAG